This is a messenger RNA of Drosophila hydei, 1627 nucleotides long. Its product is annotated as ribokinase-like. The transcript is spliced from 2 exons. The record is from RefSeq and is a predicted model, not a curated record. Gene Ontology annotation, biological process: D-ribose metabolic process. Gene Ontology annotation, molecular function: ribokinase activity. Lineage: Eukaryota; Metazoa; Arthropoda; Insecta; Diptera; Drosophilidae. Bases 112 to 1530 code for a protein of 472 amino acids.
GUUUAAUUUAAUCAUUACAUGUUGUGUGUUAUUGUAAGCCAGAUAUUUUCAACGUUGCUCCACAGAAAUCCAAAUUGCUGUUUUUAUUUGGUUUGGUGAUAUAUAAGUACUAUGUAUAAAUCCUUAAAAUCGAGUUUUAAGUCAUUCCUUUUGAAAUUGAAGUUAAUAAAUUUUUUAACAACCCCGCCCCCUUGCAAGCACAAAAAGGAAAAAAUGGAGCUGGAUGUCUUGGUCUUUGGUUCCUCAAAUAUCGACUAUAUCACGUAUGUCAAUGAGCUGCCCAAAACUGGGGAGACUGUGUUUGCCAUGCACCGUGAACGUUGUUAUGGGGGCAAGGGCGCUAAUCAGUGUGUUGCAGCUGCCAAAUUAGGUGCCAAAUGUGCUCUAGUCUCCAAGCUGGGCGACGAUGAACUGGGCGUAGAAUACUUGGAAUAUUUGAAGAAUUUAGAAAUAAAUGUCGAUCACGUUGGAAUAGUCGAAGGCCAGUGCACGGGUCUGACUGAAAUCAAUGUCGCGGACAAUGCUCAAAACAUGAACAUUGUGCUAUCUGGCGCGAAUCUAUUACUAAAGGGCGCCGAUGCAACGAACGCCAAAAAAUUAUUCAAGAACUCCAAGGUGUUAAUUUGCCAACUAGAAACAGACGAGAAGGCUGUCCUCUAUGCGCUGCGUCAUUUCAAGGGCGUGUCCAUACUGAACGCCUCGCCUGCACACAAAAACAUGAAUGUGGAGCUAAUUAAAGCACCAACAAUUUUGUGCUGCAAUAGGUUAGAAGCGGCGCAGCUGACCAACCGUGAGCAGAUUGUCACAUUACAGGAAGCCAAGGCAGCAGCUACUGAUCUGGUUGAAAUGGGUGCGAAAAGCGUGAUCAUUACCAUGGGCGAUAUGGGCGCCGUUUACUUAUCUAGCAGUGAACCUGACUUGUGUACCCGGUGUCCGGCAGCACCUGUACGCUAUUUGGCAGAUACUUCGGGUGCGUCCGAUGCUUUUCUGGGUAGCUUAGCCUACCACAUAGCGAUCUAUCCAAAUUUGAUACGAGAGAGUCACAUUAUUGCUGCUAAUAUUUGUGCUGCCUAUGCUGUGGGCCAUCGUGGCACUCAACCCAGUUUCCCAGGCCCGGACCUGUUUCAGGAGCGUCUAUGCCAGUUCGAUCCAUUAUACUAUAUUAUUGAUGAUGAUACAGUAGAGCCUGUGUCAACGGUUGAAGCAGCACCAGUGGCUGCGGCAGAGGUAAGGACAGACCCAGAGUCAGUGAAAGAGCCAGAGCCAGUAAGAGAGCCAGAACCAGUGAAAGAGUCAGAGGCAGUGAAAGAGCCAGAACGAAUAACAGCGACAGAGCCAAUACCAACGCUAUUAGCCACGCAGGCGGCAUUGGCAAUACCAGCAUCAAAAGCAGCACCAGCAGCAAUAGCGGCCGCAGAGGCUGUAUCAACACCAACUAGCAAAUCAACAGCUCAAAUCUUGAAUGUUAAUCAUAUGUUACAAACUUCAAUCGAGAGUAUCUCUGAUUCUAAGCCGUCCAGCAACGAGUAAAAGUGAUUUAAUUAUAAUUAAAUUUUGCAAUUUUUUAUGCUCAAAAUUUUCGAGUCUCAACAUGCCCAAGGUUAUUUUCUCAUCUUUCAAAUAAAAA